CCCUCCCCCGCGAGCUGCGCACCGGCAGCCGGCUGACCCAGCAGCCCGCGCCCGCGCCCGCGCCCUUGUCCGCGCGAGCCGGCGGCGGGCUCCAGUCAGCCGGCGACAUGAGCGGCGGCGGCGACGACGUGGUGUGCACCGGCUGGCUGAGGAAAUCGCCUCCCGAGAAGAAGUUGAGGCGCUAUGCCUGGAAGAAACGCUGGUUUAUACUGCGGAGCGGCCGGAUGAGUGGCGACCCAGAUGUUCUGGAAUAUUACAAGAACGAGCACUCGAAGAAACCCCUGCGGAUCAUCAACCUGAACUUGUGUGAGCAGGUGGAUGCAGGCCUGACCUUCAACAAGAAAGAGCUGCAGGACAGUUUUGUGUUCGAUAUCAAGACCAGUGAACGCACCUUUUACCUGGUGGCUGAGACAGAGGCCGACAUGAAUAAGUGGGUCCAGAGCAUCUGCCAGAUCUGCGGCUUCAAUCAGGCUGAGGAGAGCACAGACUCCCUGAGAAACCUUUCUUCAGCCAGUCAUGGUUCCCGCUCUUCUCCAGCUGAGUUCAGCGGCUCCACUCAGCACCUGCUCCGGGAAAGGAAGUCCUCCGCCCCUUCGCACUCCAGCCAGCCCACUCUGUUCACGUUUGAGCCCCCCGUGGCAGGCCACGCCCAGCCUGCCUUGUCCACCAGUGCGCCUCAGGAGUACCUCUACUUGCACCAGUGCAUAAGCCGAAGGACAGAAAACUCGAGGAGUGCCAGCUUCUCUCAGGGCACCCGGCAGAAGAGUGAUACAGCCAUGCAAAAACUUGCCCAGGGCAAUGGACACUGUGUCAAUGGAGUCAGUGGUCAAGUCCAUGGCUUCUAUAGCCUUCCCAAGCCAAGCCGACACAAUACAGAAUUCAAAGACAGUACUUACGACCUCCCUCGUAGCCUGGCUUCACACGGCCACACCAAGGGCAGCCUCACAGGGUCUGAGACAGAUAAUGAGGAUGUGUACACCUUCAAGACACCCAGCAACACCCUGUGUCGGGAGUUUGGAGACCUCCUAGUGGACAAUAUGGAUGUUCCAACCACCCCUCUCUCAGCCUACCAGAUCCCUAGAACAUUCACACUGGACAAAAACCACAAUGCCAUGACAAUGGCCCCUCCUGGAGACUCAGCCAUAGCUCCCCCACCCCGCCCCCCCAAGCCAAGUCAGGCAGAAACACCUCGGUGGGGCAGCCCUCAGCAAAGACCUCCAAUCAGUGAAAAUAGUAGAUCUGUAGCUGCUACUAUCCCCAGGCGCAAUACCCUCCCCGCAAUGGACAACAGCCGACUCCACCGAGCUUCUUCCUGUGAGACCUAUGAGUACCCAACACGAGGCGGAGAGAGUGCCAGUUGGUCUGCUGAAUCUCCAGGGAAGACCAUUGUGGGUCGAUCAGACAGUGCCAGCUCUGAUGACAACUAUGUGCCCAUGAACCCAGGUUCUUCUACCCUGCUGGCUAUGGAACGAGCAGGGGACAACUCCCAAAGUGUCUACAUCCCCAUGAGCCCAGGGCCCCAUCACUUUGACCCGCUUGGCUACCCAUCCACAGCCCUUCCUAUUCAUAGAGGUCCCAGCCGAGGAAGUGAGAUCCAGCCACCCCCAGUCAAUCGCAACCUCAAGCCUGACCGGAAAGCAAAGCCAACACCCCUGGACCUGAGAAACAACACUGUCAUCGAUGAGCUCCCCUUCAAGUCACCUGUCACCAAGUCUUGGUCCAGGGUCAACCACACCUCUAACUCCAGCGCCUCCCAGUACUGCCGCCCCAUCUCCACACAAAGCAUCACCAGCACAGACUCGGGAGACAGCGAAGAGAACUACGUCCCCAUGCAAAACCCAGUGUCUGCAUCCCCUGUUCCCAGUGGCACCAACAGCCCAGCUCCAAAGAAGAGUACUGGCAGUGUGGAUUACCUAGCCCUGGACUUCCAGCCAGGCUCCCCGAGCCCUCACCGCAAGCCAUCCACAUCAUCUGUCACAUCGGAUGAGAAGGUAGACUAUGUCCAAGUGGAUAAAGAGAAGACCCAGGCCCUGCAGAACACCAUGCAGGAGUGGACAGAUGUGCGACAGUCCUCAGAACCUUCCAAGGGUGCCAAGCUGUGAUAAAGGGGGCCGCCAAGGCAGCUCAAGGGCCAUGAGGCAGCUGCUCAGAGCUGGCUCUUCUUUGUCACCUUCUCCAUCCCUUCCCACCCCUCCUCUCCUCUGUACCACUUUCAGCCUUUAAAGCACUCGACAUCAGGGACCCUGACCCUUACCCCUUCAAGGCAAGGGCCUGAUGGAGACACUCCUCUGCCACUUGGGGUCCACCUAUGACUUCUGUCAAUACUACUAGCUGUGCUUCCACCACCUUAGUUAGGAGCUGUUGCCAAAAAAGCCUCCUGCUCUGGACCCAUUUGUCUGCUGCUUGGACUCUUAGAGGGAGGGCUGAGGCUCUGAGCCAGUUCAUGCCUCAUGUCUGCUCACCGCUCUCUACCCUCUACCUCAGGGCUGCUUCUCCAUCCCUCGAGGAUGAUAACCCAGGGAGCCGAGGACCAGCAGACUAAAGUAGACAUGGGCUUUCACACCCCUGCUGUUUGGGGCAAGAGAAAGGCAAGGUGCCACAAGAAGAAAGGUUGAUAAUGAAGGUCAGAAGUUGCCUUGAGUGACAAAGAAAUUAGGUUCCCAGGAACAGAAGGGUAGCUGGUCACCUGCAAGGUGAUACCCAAUUAUCAGGCCAUGGGGACCCGCUGCUGUAGACUGGGAGGCAAAGGAUGAAGGGCAGCAGGAAGGAAAACUGGUAAAGACAGGCAACCAGGAACAACACGGAACAGGGCUUGAGGUGACAAACCCGGGGAUAGAGGAGUCUGCCACCUGGAACAGGCAGAGCUCUUCCCUGGCCCUGAUGGAGAGAUGAGACAGAGCGGGAAAGAGUAGGGGUGAUGCAGGGGCUGGGAGGCAGGGGGACCCUGGGACAGGAGUGUGCUAGGCCCAGGGCAGCACGGGCUGCGGCGGCUGCGGCAGCGAUGGCACAGGACGCAGGUUUCUAGGAGGUAAGAGGGUGCAGAGAUGACUUCAGGGCUGGGAGGCAAGUUGUAGCAGGUGGGGAGGUGUGCAGAGGGCCUGAUGGAGCCCAAGGCCACAUGCAGGAGUGCAGCAGGAAGCAGAAGGGGGAGGAGCCAUACUUGAUCAAAUCUAGGCAACACAUGAGGAUCUGGGUAACAGCUUGUGCCUGAUAGAGACACCCUUGACCGAGGGCCAGGCCAGGUCUUUUUCUCAGCUCUUCUCUCUGCUGUCCUCAGCUGCAGGAGAGAUUAUCCCUCUCCUCCCAUGGCAUCAGAGAGAUGGGAAGCAGACAUCACCUAAGUAAGGCUAAGACACGGCAGGGAGAUCGGAAUGUGUUUGUGUGGAAAGUUGUUAACCAAAUCUUCAAGCAUUUCAGAGAAAAUAGGGCAAACCAGCAUUUUAUUUUGUCUUAAAUGAACAGACCGUUGUCCUCUAAAACUAGGACCUUUCAGCAACUAAAGGCACACCUCACCUUUCUCGUCUAGAGAGUCCUAACUAGGAGUCCCUCAGUAAUAGACCCUCUUCUCACAUUAGGAUGGGUCAUUUAAUUUAGUAAUGGUGGCCAAGCUCUGUGCUACAGAUGAAUCAUACCUUGUCCCUAACUGGAGGUGGCAAUCAGUGAGAAAAGUGGACGAUAAAGACUACUUACAAGUACAGAGGAAGGGGGGUGCUAAGGGAGACUGGGCCACAGGGAGGGGAGGCAUGGGGAGAGAACAGAGUGAGUUAGGCAGGGAAGGUAGGCAGGGAUGGGUCCCUGGAGGAGCAGGGUGGGGGAAGCCUGAGCUUUGAGAACAGAAGAUGUUUGAAGGUAUGAAGCCAGCCUCAGAAGUGUGUGCUGUCACCUGGAGUGAAAUGGGGCUGUGGCUGGUUGCACUGAACAGGGUUACAGGGUACUUGGCUGGCUUUGCCCAUCCUUGUGGUGCCCUUUAAGACUCUUGAGUCCCGGGGCUCCCAUGUGGCUAAGCUUUUGACUGGUACUGCUGGGGUUCAUAGCAGGUCCAGGUAUCAUGGUCUUAGCAACCACCCCAGAGUGCAUUCUUUGAGUGGAGCUUGCCAUGUGGGUGGAACUGGCUGCCCUUUAUCAACACUGAGGUGUUCAAGUCUAGUUAGUCUUGCUCUGGUUCCAACCUUUGGAAAGCUGAACUCUGACUCAAAAUUCCCAGACUCUUAACCCAUCCUCCAACCCCCAAAUAGGAAAAGCCAAUUCCAUUAAAAAAAAAAAAAUCUUUUGGCCUACCCAUGGGUCAAAGUUCACCUCCCCUGGUGGCUGUCAAGGAAUGAGACCCCAGAACACUCAUCGCCUCUUUGCUAGCAUAGCUCCCACAAGCACCUGUCCUGCAGCAACUCUUCCAGAUCCACCCUGCAAGGUUAAAGUUGAGGAGGAGGAACAGUUAAGAAAGGAGACGGCAUCUCCUUGAGACUUGCCAGUCUGUGAAAUGGGAUGGUCAUAGUGAUGUUCUGUUGCUGUAAGGAGACCCUGAGGGAUCCUUUAAAGGUCUGGGUCACUGGGGACAGGCAGCACACAGCACAUUAGCUAGUCAACUCCAUCCUUCCCUAUCUGUAUUUUUCUGAUAGCUAUAUUUGACUCCACGAAAAUCGGCCCCAUUCCCAGAACAGAAGCACAACCAUUCUGAAGUUACUGGAACGUGGGUUUGUGUCCAGUCUGCCUUUGGGCCAUCUAUCUUCCAGUAGCUAGAAUCCAAGCCAUGGCUCCCUUCCCUCCCUACAACCGAGUUUUGCAGGCCAUGAGGGAAGUAGCUCCUCCUUUCCAGUUGGGCCUUUGGCUGUAAGUAUGGGGAAGCAGGCUAACCUUAGAGGGCCAUCUUUCUGGGCUUGCCAGAUUUGGGGCCUGGGCCCAGCAGGAGCAGCCAGACUUGACAGGGCGCCUGGUGGUGAUUUGUGCUGUCAUGGUAUCUGGUGGUGUGUCUUCUUGUGUAAUCUGUUGGUUACUUGUGUCUUGAAACUUAGAAUCAUUUCACACAGUAUUGUCACUAUUUGUUGGGAAGAGAAAAUGAAGUAGAAGCAGCCUAGUCUUACAUUCGUGUCUUGUUACCAUUUAAGAUUGACAUUUAAUUUUUCAAAUCAUUGUUGGUGCCUAAUCACUUAAGUUAUUAAUUUAUUCUGUUUUCAAAAAAAAUUUGUAACAUGUAUUUAUCUUGUGAGGUCUGGGGGUGGGGCGGGAAAUGUGUUCACGUGAGUCAUGUUUUUGCAGUGGUGACAAAUGGUACAGGCCUGGAGCUUGCAGGUCCCUUUUUAUUAUGGUGUAGAAGCAGGGCAAUAAAGUCCUUUAGAAAUGCAA
Messenger RNA from Peromyscus californicus insignis, 5340 nucleotides. It is a transcript of the gene Gab2, whose product is annotated as GRB2 associated binding protein 2. The record is from RefSeq and is a predicted model, not a curated record. Bases 108 to 2102 code for a protein of 664 amino acids. The transcript is spliced from 10 exons. NCBI's taxonomy places the organism in Eukaryota, Metazoa, Chordata, Mammalia, Rodentia, Cricetidae.